AUGAAUCCUGAACCAGCGUCACCGCCUGCGGCGCCUCCUGCUGCGCUUCCGACUGCGACUCAAUCCUCGGUACGGGUCCCCGUAGCUUCUCCAGCUCACGCCGAGCCUUCGGAGGAGUUGACCGUGGAUUCGCUGCGCGAUCUUCUUGCUGAGUCGGCUGACGCAACGGUAGACUCCCUGAGGACUGCUUUCUUUCCGUACUUGACGUUGAUGGCACGGCACCAAGUCCAGCUCAACAUCUCGCCUCCUCUUCAGGGCGACGUUCGUACCCAGUGUCGUUUCAAUGACGCGCUCGGCUUCGACCAAGCGCUAGCGGCGGUUCAACCUCUCUCCGACACAUUGCCGGAUCUUUUUAAUGCAGUCGGUGAGCUCACCGCUCAACUCGAGAUUUCCCGAGAGGAAGCUGCUGCUGCUAAGCGUCUACCGGUUCUUGUCCAGCUUCGAGUUGACUCUCUAAAACCUCUCCUCAACACGUCGACGGCUGAGUUGAACGGGCUUCAAGCGGAAAUCAAGCGCCUCAAGUCAGCGAACGUUUACAUUGGUUCCCUUCUCGAAAAGAGUAAGGAAUCGAUGGAUGUUCAGACAGAGAACCUUCGUCUCACCAUGAACUACGCCGAGCAGAAGCAGGAUAUCAUCGACGCCUUGGACAAGCAGAUUGAGAGGGUGCGCGAGAUCUAUAAGACGACGGUCAGUGCGAACACUGAAAACACUCGCAAGCUCCAUGAUAUGCUGCUCAAGGCCACUCAGGGUACAUGGGUCGAUGCUGACACUGCUGCGCUGAUCGCCGAUCUGAAAGACCGCAAUUUGCGCUUACUUCGCGUCAAUCGCGCUUUCCGAGGGUUCGUUAGCUUUGCCGGCCUGGACCCCAACACUCUUGCUCUCGCCAUUCAAGGUCUUCGAGUUGCCGAGGUUGACCUUUCGACACUCCGCCUUGAUGAAGACACGUUCCUCGCUCUUCCGCGAUUCCAACAAGAGGCGGGUGACCAAGAAGAUCCGCUCGCCCUUGCUGAAGCUUCGGCCAAGACUGCUCAACAAGUUCAGAGCUGUGCUUCCAAGCGUAGUCGUCAUGGAAGUGACGACGGCAGCUCCGGUGAUUCAUCUGAAGCGAAGACCCCAAUUCCGUCUGGUCGAGCUAGCAGAGCAGGGUCAGCAGCUGAUGCUGGCGAAGGAUCGCCUGCGGCUGCUUCAAGCUCAACACCCAGUCGCCGAGGUCAUCAUAUACCCAAGGCUGGGAAGAACAAGCCGAAGUCUAAGCGUCAGAAGACUGCGUCGCGCUCACCUGCUUCCGUUCGUUCACGAUCCAGCCAGGCUUCUCGCCGCUUGACAUCUCGGCCGCCUGCGCGUUCGCCCUCAGUGGCCCAUGCCAAAUCGCCCGUGAGUCACCCAAGGUCUCGUUCGCAUUCGGUGUCAAGUCGUCCGACCGAGUCUAAGUCUCCCGCAUCUCCAACGUCCGUUCCUGCUACAUCUCCCAAGGCUGAGCCGUUGAAGGACGAUCAACCUCCGGCGGUCGUGGACUUAACGCGAGAUGUGAAUGACGAGGACUUGGAAGAGGAACCGGUUGCGAUCCCAACGAACUCUGAGGGUACGGAGGUGACUCGCCAAGCGUCGCCGACUCCUCCGGCAGCUCCCCAGCGCAGUAACGUGGCUUCUCCACCGUCGCGCGCUCCUUCGCCACUAGCUGAUGCCUCCCCCGAGCUCUUACCCCUUACAAGCUCGAGAUGCAGUUACUAUUUGGAUCCUACGAUGAUGAGGAUGCUCCAAGGGGAUCGAAGGCGCGUCGUAAACCUGAGGGGCUGA
Molecule: messenger RNA, 1797 nt
Organism: Phytophthora nicotianae INRA-310
Lineage: Eukaryota; Oomycota; Peronosporomycetes; Peronosporales; Peronosporaceae
Exons: 2
Coding region: 1-1797 (598 amino acids)
Source: RefSeq, a predicted model, not a curated record